ACCAGAAGGGUGAGGAUAAAGAGAGAAAGAAAAGAUCGAUCUAGUGCGAUGAGUCGUGCCGGGGCCAGCGCGAGACUUCGACUCAUUUUCAAUUCCCCCUUCUUCUGAAAACACGCAACAACGAUGAAAGCAAUCUUCCAAGUGCUUAUGACGGUGGCGCUGGGCGCGGGUGUCGCUACCGCUUUGGAGAACGGCGUUCAGUUGAGUCAGACGUUCGGUGGGCCUCAUGGCACGAAAUACUCGGACUUGGACAUCGCCUCGUCCGGACAAACCGUGCAAGCCAUCACUAUCCGCACUGGCGAGCGCGUCAAUGCCGUCAGCCUCGAUAUCACCGACCCGUCCGGUCAGAAGUCUACCUUGUACCACGGCGGCGGCGGUGGUGACCCCAACACACUCACUCUCGGCGCAGGUGAGUUCAUCACGGGCAUUGAGGCACACUGGGGCGAGAAGGACAGCCACACACGGAUCAAGUAUAUUCAGUUUACCACGAGCUCGGGCAAAACGAUCUCUGGUGGCAGUCCCACGAAGGAUAUCGGCAAGGAUUCAGCUCCCGCGGGCUACCAGCUAGGUGGUUUUGUUGGCACUUGUGGCAAGGAACUCGACUCGGUGGGUGCCAUUUGGACGAGUAUUACUCCGGUGGCGUAGGCGUUUGAUGAUAUGGUGUAUGUUACAGCGCACCGUAUUAAAAUGUGAAGUCAAAUCUGAUGAGUUGGCAUGUUGUCAAAAUUACCUUUUCUCGUUUAAUUUUGGUAGUAAGCUUUACUAUACUGGUAAACUCUA
Phytophthora nicotianae INRA-310 is the source of this 780-nucleotide messenger RNA. RefSeq lists its product as hypothetical. NCBI's taxonomy places the organism in Eukaryota, Oomycota, Peronosporomycetes, Peronosporales, Peronosporaceae. The coding region runs from base 124 to 645 and encodes 173 amino acids. The transcript has a single exon. The record is from RefSeq and is a predicted model, not a curated record.